AUGUCGCCCUCGGCUCUCCCAGCUUCCAAAACUUACAACAUUGCCUCGAUCCCGGCCGACGGUAUCGGCCCGGAGGUGGUGGAUGCGGCUAUUGCAGUCCUCAAGACUCUGUCUGAAACUUUGGGAUCCUUUGAUAUCGACUUUACUCACUACGACUGGUCUUCUGAAACAUACAAGAAGACGGGCAAGUACAUUCCCGAUGGCGGUCUCGAGCAACUGAAGAAGCACGAUGCCAUCCUUUUCGGCGCUGUGGGCGCACCAGACGUUCCCGACCACAUUUCCCUCUGGGGUCUCAGACUGGCCAUUUGCCAGCCAUUCCAGCAGUAUGCCAACGUGCGACCCACCAAGGUCUUUCGCGGCACCCAGUCGCCGCUGCGCAACUGCAAGCCCGGCGAGCUGGACUGGGUCAUUAUCCGCGAGAACAGCGAGGGCGAGUACGCCGGCCAGGGCGGACGGUCCCACCGCGGCCAGGCCUGGGAGACGGCGACCGAGGUGUCCAUCUUCACCCGGCACGCGGUGGAGCGCAUCAUCCGCUUCGCCUUUGAGACGGCGCAGAAGCGCCCGCGCAAGCUCCUGACCGUGGUCACCAAGAGCAACGCCCAGCGCAACGGCAUGGUGCUCUGGGACGAGGUCGCCGCCGAGGUCGCCAAGGACUUCCCCGACGUGACCCAGGACAAGAUGCUCGUCGACGCCAUGACGUGCCGCAUGGUCCUCCAGCCCCAGUCCCUCGACACCAUUGUCGCCACCAACUUGCACGCCGAUAUCCUGUCCGAUCUUGCCGCUGCGCUGGCUGGCUCCAUUGGCAUCGCUCCGACGUCAAACUUGGACCCCACGCGCCAGAACCCCAGCAUGUUUGAGCCCAUCCACGGAUCGGCCUUUGACAUUACCGGCAAGGGUGUGGCCAACCCCGUGGCUACCUUCUGGACGAGCGCUGAGAUGCUCGAGUGGCUCGGUGAAGCAGAUGCGGCCAAGAAGCUCCUAGACGCCACUGAGCGGGUAUGUGAGAAGGGUGUCGUUACGGCCGACUUGGGCGGCACAGCAAAGACGGUUGACGUGACGAACGCCGUCAUUGAAGAGAUUAAGAGCUCUUACGGCAAGAGCAAAUAA
This is a messenger RNA of Pestalotiopsis fici W106-1, 1107 nucleotides long. RefSeq names its product tartrate dehydrogenase/decarboxylase. Gene Ontology annotation, molecular function: oxidoreductase activity, acting on the CH-OH group of donors, NAD or NADP as acceptor; magnesium ion binding; NAD binding. The record is from RefSeq and is a predicted model, not a curated record. Lineage: Eukaryota; Fungi; Ascomycota; Sordariomycetes; Amphisphaeriales; Sporocadaceae. The transcript has 2 exons. The coding region runs from base 1 to 1107 and encodes 368 amino acids.